Molecule: messenger RNA, 1965 nt
Organism: Linum trigynum
Lineage: Eukaryota; Viridiplantae; Streptophyta; Magnoliopsida; Malpighiales; Linaceae
Source: the annotation of a GenBank genome assembly
UUCGCCAAAUGGUUGAAAUUUUUUUCGGCUUCCCAUUAAAAUUUUUCAGUCUGAUUGGGGUGGUGAAUAUCAAGCAUUGACUUCUUAUCUUUCCAAUAAUGGUAUUAUUCAUCGCUCCUCUUGCCCCUAUACCCCAGAACAGAAUGGUUGUGCUAAGUGAAAGCAUCGUCAUAUUAUCAAUAAUGGGCUUGCUAUGUUACAUCAAGCCCAUGUUCCGCUCAAAUAUUGGUCUCUUGCUUUCGAUACGGCAUGUUAUCUCAUCAAUCGUACUCCUACUCCUCUUCUUCAAAAUUCCUCUCCCUUCACUACCUUGUUUCAUACUUCUCCUGAUCUUCUCAAUCUUCGUGUCUUUGGUUGUUUGUGUUAUCCUUGGCUCCGUCCUCUCACUUCAAAUAAACUUCAACCUCGUUCUACUCCCUGUGUUUUCUUGGGUUAUAGUCAUCUACAUAAAGGUUAUCGUUGUCUUGAUCGUUUAACUGGCCGUAUCUAUGUCAGUCGCCAUGUACUCUUUGAUGAAUCAAUUUUUCCGUUUCGAGAUAAUCCUCCUCCUUCACCCGAUACUCUUUCUCCUGCUUCCUUUCUACCUGACCCUAUUUCCCUUCCCCACCAUCAAUUCUCACUCGGCCCAUCUUCUUCCCCUCCUAUCACCCAGCCCACCGAGCCCACUUCCUUAUCUCCACCAAUCCAGCCCACCGAGCCCACUUCCCUCCCCAAGCUAAACCCACCCACCCAGAUCCUAUCACCCUCUCCACCCACCCAGCCCACUGCACCUAUUCCUCCGCCACCUUCCCAUUCUCGGCACCUCCUCCAAUACCAUCGCCGCCCGUGUCCCGCUCCCUCCUUCAAUAUCACCGUCGCACUCAUCCUACCCAACCCCCUAUCUCCUCCCCAGCCCCUUCUCUACCCUCCACCUCCACUUCACAGUCUCGUUCCAAACCUUCCCUACCAAAUUCUCUUUCGUCUCGGCCACCUUUCAACACCUCUCCCCCGCAUCAUCCCUACUCCUGCCCAGCCUUCUCCUCCCCGACGAAUGGUCACUCGUACUCAGACGGGGAAAUUGAAACCCCGUCAGUUCCUUGCCGCCGCACCUACUGGCAUUCCCACCACUGCUGCGCAGGCCCUUAAGUCCCCUCUUUGGCGUGCCGCGAUGACAACUGAGUUUGAGGCUCUCAUACCCAAUCAUACCUGGGAUUUGGUUCCCCCUCCACCAGAUUGCAAUAUUCUCACCAAUCGAUGGGUUUUUGCGGAGAAAACCAACCCUGAUGGUUCACUUGAGCGCCAGAAGGCACGACUCGUGGCUCGUGGUUUCCAACAAAUUCCGGGUCAAGACUUCGGCCAAACAUUCAGCCCGGUGCUGAAACCAGCCACGCUUCGUCUUCUGCUCGGGAUUGCAGUCUCCAACUCCUGGCCACUUCACCAAAUUGAUAUUUCAAAUGCAUUCUUACAUGGGACUUUGCAGGAUGAGGUAUAUAUGCAGCAACCCAUUGGGUUUGUAGAUCCAGAUCGCCCUGAUCACGUCUGCUGUAUGCAGGGUUCAAGAAGGCGCGCAUAGGCGCACGCCUAGGCUCAAUUAGGCGCUAGGCGGUGGAGGAUCGCCUUGACUUGGCCAUAGGCGUUGUAAAAGGCGCUGGUAGCGCUUAGUAGGUAGGAAUAGCACUUAGUUUGCGCCUAGUGGAGAGAAGGCGUGUUUGGGCGUUCGUGGGUGAGCUUAGGCGGUUAAACCCAAUACUCUUCGUUUUGUCCUAGAAAAUCAGAAACUUGCCUCUUGCCCUAGAAAAUCAGAAACACGGGAAGUAACAUCUGCUGCCGCCCGCUGCCCUAGCUCUCGCCCCAUCUACUACUGCCUGCCACCCUAGCUCUCGCCCCAUUUGCUGCUCUCUGCCGCCGCGGAGAAAGUCAUCGAUCACUCUUCUCGCCUUCACACCGCUCCGCUGCUAUAGAGGGAAAUAAAGUCGAAACUCGUCA